AUGAAUUAGAUAUAAAGUAUCCAAGAUCUUAAACUCAACUAAGAAGAAUUCUUCAUCCUAUCAAACAAAAACUACAGAAGUUGUCCUAGACAUCCUAAUAAUUGGAUUGUUUCAUUAAACACUAAUCCUAAUUCUAGUCAAUUCAUUCAAUGCGCUUAAUGUUUAUCUGAGAAUCCCAAUUAAUAUUCUUUGAAUUUAGUUGGACUCAUUACGGAAAAUGAAAAAACUGUUUUUAAGAACUACCCAGUUUAUGGCGAUAAUGAGCUUUACGAAAAACUUAAGCAAAUCUUUGAGGCUGAUUGCUCUAUUGAUGGAUUGCAAUCUAAAAUUUCAUCUUUUUUCUUAAACUUAAGAAAGUAAAUCGACCAAAAAAUAAUACUUAAAGAAGAACAAAUGAUGAGCUAAGCAAAGUCAAUAUAGAGCUUUAAUGAACAGGUAAUUAUUUAACAUAAUAAAUUAGCCGAAAAGGAAUAGCUUAAGAAUAUCAUUACCAAUUUCAAAGAUGACCUUGACAAGUAAAAUGAGCUUUUUAAAGAAUUGUUCACUCGAAUUUCUACUAACUAGAAAAAAUAUUAAGAAGAAUUGAAUGAAAAGAUUGAUUUAUUCGAAACUUAAAAAUCAAUGAUUAAUUUUGAAACAGCAGAAAGUAUUAACUAGAAUAUUUUGCAAUUAAUUGAUUCAAUUGAUAUGUUUGUUAUCAAAAACUUUGAAGAUCUCAAAAUUGAUAAUUCAAAAGAAAAGUUAGAAUUUUAUGUAAAAGAUAUUUAAAGUAAAGACAAAAAUGAAAUGACAACAAGCUAGUUAAUAACUAAGCUAAUUAGCAAUAGAUAUAAUUGUUGCUCUCAGGAGUUAACUAAAGAAUUACAAAAAAUAGUGUUCAAGUUAUCAAACAGUAUUGAUAGAGUUGACAUUAAAAACCUUUUAAAUGAAGAUUUAUUAGAAUUUGAACUUGAUAAAAUGAAUGAUGAAUAAUUUGAUUAAAUUAAGGACUUCUCUAGAUACUUCAUUACAGGUAAAUAAGAGUUAGAUGAAAGACGUGACAAUAAAGAUAAAUUAAUUAAAUUAAUAUCAAAUAAAUUUAAUUUCUGUUCAGAAUCUUUUCUUAGCAAUUUAUCAGCUCAGUUUGAUAGUUUUCUUCCUAUAAUUAACUAAAUUGACUUCAAAGAUUACUUACAACCUGACAAGACUCCAAUAAAUUUUAGCAAACUUACAACUAAACAAAUUGAUAACUUAGAAUAACUAGCUAAUAAAAUAUCUUAACUUACUGAAUAGUUUGGACAAGCUUACUACAAUAGUACCUCUCCUAUUCUUGAAUAAUAAAAUAAAUCAUAAUUUAUUUCAAAAUUAAUAGGAAAUAAUAAAGAUAUUGAAUAGUUACUUGUAAAUUAUCCAAUUUUUGAAACUAUAAAUUCACCUUAAUUUAAUAUAGAAUUUAUCAAAUCAAAUUUCAGAGAUAGUUAAUAAUUAAUUUUAGAAAAAAAUAAGCUAUUUGGCUAUAUAGUAAAGCAACCCAAAUCAUUAAGUGGUUAAAUAUUUACUAGAGAUAAAUUAGAUCCUAACUUAAAUUAUAUUUUUAGAUGUAAAGUCAACAAGAAUUUAAAUUGUCAAAAUUUAUAAUUUGGAAUAAUGAAUACGUAAGAAAUACAUAAUAAAUUCUUUUUUGUAGAAAAUUGUUGCUUUCACACCAGUGUCAGUGGAUAUGGUUUAGAUAAAAUAUUAAAAGGAAAAAACUUAUAUGAAGUGAGAUAAGAAAUAAAUGAAUUAGAAAUUAGAGUUAAUAUUUCUAAGAGAGUUGUAUUAUUUAUGGACUAUCCAAAAUAUUAAAAUAUAAACAAAGUUGAUGAGUCUAAAAUAAUAUAAGACAAAAAUUAUAGCUUUGGAAUACGUUUUGGUGUUCCAGGUGAUGAUUAUAAUAUUGAAAUAGAAACAUUUUUAAUUGACGAUAAAUAUUUAGAAAACUUUGAUUAAAAAUGA
Messenger RNA from Tetrahymena thermophila SB210, 1974 nucleotides. RefSeq names its product kinase domain protein. The record is from RefSeq and is a predicted model, not a curated record. The transcript has 2 exons. Lineage: Eukaryota; Ciliophora; Oligohymenophorea; Hymenostomatida; Tetrahymenidae.